Ruditapes philippinarum (Manila clam) is the source of this 609-nucleotide messenger RNA. RefSeq lists its product as uncharacterized. The transcript is spliced from 5 exons. Bases 1 to 609 code for a protein of 202 amino acids. Lineage: Eukaryota; Metazoa; Mollusca; Bivalvia; Venerida; Veneridae. The record is from RefSeq and is a predicted model, not a curated record.
AUGGACAGCGAUUUAUGUGUUCACGGGUCAUUGCUAAGUGGCAAAGCAUUUUAUUUGUCAGAAGAAUUUAAAGUAGCCUCAAAAGACGGAGGGGGCGCUAUCGGUAUAAUCUCAGACACCACCACGGGAACCUAUAAUUUUGUACAGCUGUCAGGGAAGUUUGACGCAGUUAAAUGGCUGGUAGGGGGAAAUGAUCACGUGUACUUCAGAUGUAAGGUCAAGUUUUGCCGAAACCAAGACUUUGAAGAAUCGUCAAAAUGCUGGGAUGUGUGUGCAAACCAUCCAAAUGUAGAUUACACUGAACGAAGAAGAAGGGAUGUUAACGAGACCACAGAUCCUUACCCACCUAUUACCGUUACUGCCAAUGUAAAACUCGCAAGACCGCCUCAAGCCAAGGAGGAAGUCAAGGUUGAAUGCGUUAGAACGUUUUUGCCUACCGACCAGUUGGCCUUACGGGGCUUCUGCUCGUUGACGGGGGAAGCUUCUCCUGUUGCCAUGUUUUUAAGCACUCAUACACGGGACGUAGAUUUACAGUCUCAUCCGGAAGAUAAGUUGGCCAGUCUGGGAAUCGAACCCACAAUGUCGAAAAUUACAAGUCUUGCUCUCUGA